Petromyzon marinus (sea lamprey) is the source of this 2614-nucleotide messenger RNA. RefSeq names its product calcium/calmodulin-dependent protein kinase type 1-like. Gene Ontology annotation, biological process: protein phosphorylation. Lineage: Eukaryota; Metazoa; Chordata; Hyperoartia; Petromyzontiformes; Petromyzontidae. Gene Ontology annotation, molecular function: ATP binding; protein kinase activity. The record is from RefSeq and is a predicted model, not a curated record.
AAGCGCGGGGACAAGAGAGAGAGAGAGCUAGAGGGCAGAGGUGGAGAGGAUUUAGAGAGAGAAGAGCGCGCGCGCGGGGGGCUGGAGAGAGAAGGGAGAGGUAAGGCAGCGGGACGCAGAGCGGCAGAGGGUGGCGAUGCCACUUCGCGCAGAGGGCGGAGGCCCCGAGAAGAAGCAGACGCCGGACAUCAAGGGACUCUUCCUCUUCAGAGACGUCCUGGGGACGGGCGCAUUCUCAGAGGUGGUGCUGGCAGAGGAGCGCUCCACGGGGAGGCACGUGGCCAUCAAGUGCAUCGCCAAGACGGCACUCCGCGGCAAGGACAACACCGUGGAGAACGAGGUGUGCGUGCUCUCCAGGAUCAAACAUGAGAACAUCAUCGCGCUGGAGGACAUCUACGAGACCGACUCGCACCUCUACCUUAUCAUGCAGCUGGUGUCGGGCGGGGAGCUGUUUGACCGCAUCGUGGAGCGCGGCUUCUACACGGAGCGCGACGCGAGCGCCCUCAUCCGCCAGGUGCUGCGCGCAGUCUCGCACCUCCACGGCCAAGGCGUGGUGCACCGUGACCUCAAGCCGGAGAACCUGCUGUACUACAGCGCCGAGGACGACUCCAAGAUCAUGAUCAGCGACUUCGGCCUCUCCAAGGUGGAGGCGCCGGGCAGCGUGAUGUCCACGGCAUGCGGCACACCGGGAUACGUGGCCCCCGAGGUUCUGGCUCAGAAGCCGUACACGCGUGCUGUGGACUGCUGGUCUAUCGGGGUGAUCUCCUAUAUCCUGUUGUGCGGGUACCCUCCGUUCUACGACGAGGUCGACUCACGUCUAUUCGACCAAAUCCUAAAGGCAGAGUACGAGUUCGACUCCCCCUACUGGGACGACAUCUCCGACUCUGCCAAGGAUUUCAUCCGUCACCUCAUGGAGAAGGAUGUGGCUGAGCGGUUCACGUGUGAGCAGGCGCUGCAGCACCCGUGGAUCGCAGGGGACACGGCGCUCGACAAGAACAUCCACGAGUCCGUGAGCGCGCAGAUUCGUAAGAACUUCGCCAAGCGCAAGUGGAAGCGCGCGUUCAAUGCCACGGCCGUGGUGCGGCACAUGCAGAGGCUGCAUCUGGGCUCGAGUCAGGAGGGCCCCCCCCCCCUUCCCCCGUGCCCCCCCCGACGCCUCCCCCCUCCAGCAGCCCUGCGAGGGGAGGGGCCGCGGGGGCACCCCACAGCACGGCCCCCGAUGCGUAUUAAGGGGGCCUGGGCCCCGACUUCCCCCCCUGUUCCCCGGCUCCACCACGACGCCAGGGUCAUUCGUGGACCUGCAAAAGUUCCCCUAAAAGAGGGGGUGGGGGGCUUCCAAGGGGGUCUCGGGGGGUAAUGAGGGAGUUAUCAUGGGGGUCUUAGGGGUCUCACGGGGUUUCUCAGUGACCCCCCCUCGUUGCAUGUUUACACUGCACGCACCUGUAUGUCACCUGUACGUCAUCUGUCUGUUAGCUCGCGUUAGCUGUAUGUCAGCUGUAUGUUAGCUGUAUGUUAUCCUGCGUGACUUUAUGGAUGUAGGAGGAUGUACAUGGAGUAUAAUGUAGUGACACGCGGAAUGGGAGUGUGUGUGUGUGUGCGUCGGUGUGGGUGUAGAUGGAGAGUGGUGGCAUGAUGGUUAGCGCAAUGCGCUACAAACACGCCAACCCCAAUUCGAUUCUUUCUCUCACGCACGGCCAACAUCAGUGGCGAUUAUCCAAACUGGUGGUGCUGGGUCUCACCCUAGUUCGACUCAGCAUUAAAUGAGUACCCGGUGAGGUGUAAAUAAAAAAAAUCAGCACUGGGGAGACAAAGGUGGCCAGGCGUGAUCCUCGCCAUACCACCCCUGUCAUAGGUGCUUGCUAACAAAAUUUGCACCAACAGCCUGUGUAGGAUACAUGGAGGAUCUUUGUGUAUUUCUGUGUCUGCGUAUGAGUGUAUGCGUGAGUGCUGCCACGUUCGCACAACCACCGAGUAGCAGGCUGGUCCGUUUCGUGAAACAGGAAAUUUGGCAGAGCCUGGGUUCCCAGAGAAGCCGAUACGGUUCGGGGCCGUGUGGCUGCACAAACUGUCACUCGGGCAGCUGGAAUCCCGUGUCCAUAUCUGAGGCGGAGAAAACCUGAGUUCCUACCUCGCUGCACCCGUGGUGAUUGAUCCAGAACUCACUGGAGGGAGGGAAUGGAUGGGCAGGGGCAGUGUAUUCAUAGCCGGGCGGCUAUUGAACUGCAGGGGUAUAAGACAUGAGCGGCUGCUGGAUGCACUGUUGGAACGGAUCGGCACGGCUCUCUGGUCUACUACACAGCGGUUGUGGGAGCGCCGCAGGGAUGGUGUGAGUGCCGCGUGUCGCUGCGCACGCAUGCCGCGUCCCACGAGACCACCCACCUAUGCAGAGAGACCCAACCCUGACCCGCACACUCAUCCCCUUAUCCCCCCUCAUCUAUUCCUUUCACCCCAUAUCCACAAAUCCCCAAAAUCAUCCACCCUCUCUUCCCACGUACCCCCCUAUACCAUCACUCACCCUCCCCUUCAUUGUUCAACACACCCUCUAUAUACUCACUUACCCCCCUAUUCCUUUCACCACCUAUUCCGCAAAUCCCUCAACUUAUCUCCCUCACCC